Acanthoscelides obtectus is the source of this 918-nucleotide messenger RNA. The record is from the annotation of a GenBank genome assembly. NCBI's taxonomy places the organism in Eukaryota, Metazoa, Arthropoda, Insecta, Coleoptera, Chrysomelidae.
AUGCCAUCUGGAUCUGGAGCAUCGGUAAAACGCCCAUACUAUCUCUCGGAGUACAUAUGUUUUGUUUUACCGUUCACUAAGUCCCGCCAACCGAAAGGAAAUGUUGACGCACCAAAGAAUAUUGAAACGGCCGAUAUAAUUCAUGAAGAAUCAAUUACGGAGGACCUAGAGACCGAAGAGCUUGAAACUCAACAAUUAGGAAGUCCAAAAAUUGGAAAUUACAAAAACAACCAAGGGAGAAAUGACGAUAUUGAUGAUGAACAGUGGAUUCCUGAAGAAUUUAACGAGCCUGUAUCAAAUAUUAUUGUAUCUCAGACAGACAGUUUGGAAAAAAAUGAUUCUGGAGAUCCAAAGCAAAAAACACAAAAGAGAAGUGUAUCCAGUUCGUCAGUACCUAGUGUAAAUAAUCCUAAAAGAAAUAAAACUACUCCGAAUCCAAUAUCUUUGGCAGAUGUUAACAAAUCUGCCUUUGAAUUUUUUGAAAAAAAGAAGCAAGCACCGUAUAAACCACCUGCUUUCACUAAUGAUGAUGCCGAUGUGCAGUUUUUGUUGAGUCUAUUGCCCGAUUUAAAAAAAAUGUCAGACAAGCAGAAAAGAAAAUAUAAAGUGGGAGUCCUAAAUCUUGCCGGUGAAAUCUUGGAUGAGCCUGUAGUGUCUCAUAUUUCUGCACCUCUCUUCUCCCCAACGUCUAGUUAUUCAUCGCUUGCUGCAGAAGGUAUACCUUCUGAGCCUUCUACCCGUUCCUCUUCAGCAUGUACCAGCUCUAUUCGACCUCAAUGUGAGACAGCUGAUUCGCGGACAUAUGAAGAUAUUUCGUUUUCAACAGUACGUCAGACAUCCACACAAGCACAAGAUACAUUAUUACCAAAUAUUCAGUAUAAUAACCCAUUAUUACCAGAUCAUGAAUUUGCUUUUUAA